Labrus bergylta (ballan wrasse) is the source of this 960-nucleotide messenger RNA. It is a transcript of the gene duoxa, whose product is annotated as dual oxidase 2. Gene Ontology annotation, biological process: protein transport. NCBI's taxonomy places the organism in Eukaryota, Metazoa, Chordata, Actinopteri, Labriformes, Labridae. The record is from RefSeq and is a predicted model, not a curated record. Gene Ontology annotation, cellular component: endoplasmic reticulum membrane.
AUGACUUUCUACGUUGACAUUUACCCAUUCUACCCUCUACAAAGGUCCUCCUUUAUCUUCAGCAGCCACUUGCUCACUGUUAUCCUGGUCUUCCUCGUGUUAGCACUUAGUCUACUUCUCAUACUGCCGGGGAUAAGAGGGAAGUCGAGACUUUUCUGGACGUUUAGAAUCAUUAUCAGCCUUUUCAUAGGUGUGGUGAUAGUCGCACUUAACUUCACGUGCAACUGGGCCGAGGCCAAAAUGACCACUAAUGCCACUUAUAAGUCUUUCAGCAAUGCUGUGGUUAACGCCGAGAUUGGCUUACAUGUUGGACUGUACGGCAUUAAUGUCACACUGAAGGGGAAUCCUAUUGUACAGUUGAAUGAGACUAUUGACUACAAUGAGAUGUUCAGGUGGCAUGACACUAGAGAAGAUUAUGAGGAAGCUCUGGAGAAAGGUCUCCCCAGCCCCAUCCUGUACAUUGCUGAGAAAUUCACUCUGGGCAGCCCGUGUAGACUCAUCUUACAGUACAGAUUUUCAGGAAGAUACGCCUCUGCAACCCUCUGGACUGCGUUUUGCAGCUGGUUGCUCGCCAAUAUUCUAUUCUCCAUGCCGGUCAUUCUGUACGCCGGAUACAUGAUGAUGGCUACCGCUGCCUUCAUUUUCUUCUCGAUGGCCUCAUUCUCCAACAUCAGUUCCGUGCCCCAGUGUGUUUUCUCCAUAGGAACCGACUCCUUUAAAACCGAAUAUAGCCAUUCAUUCUGGCUGGCCCUGGCUACAGGUUUGCUGUGCACCAUCAUCGGGAUUCUCGUGGUGAUACUUAACUUUGUGAUGCCGGAGAAGAUGAAAGAGGCUUUCAGUGUGGGCGUCGACAGUUAUGAAGAUGAAGAUGUUUCGUAUGGGGAGGGGUACCUGAACGCAGCGUUCCUCGAUAGAGUGACAAGCUCAACACUGACAGCAAAGACAAAGGACAAUUUAUGA